AUGCUGAUGCUCAGUUCACUUGCAACUUUUCUGCUUUCAGCGGUGUUGUCGGAGUGCACACCGGUAGACACUGGAACGGCCAUCCAGCAUGGCAAUCACCUUCCUCUGCUGAAUCUUCCGUACGGAACAUGGCGAGCACACCACUAUGAUGACAAUGCAGAUGUCUAUACAUUCCGCAACAUCCGCUAUGCUGCUCCCCCGGUGGGCGACCUGCGAUGGUCCAAGCCAGCACCUCCUGAAUUUACUCCUGGCGUACAAAACGGCUCCUACGGCCAUAGCUGCAUUUCUGCCCCCAUUCCUGGGAUCUUUGAAAGCCCGGGCUCUGAGAAUAAUACCAAGAAUGCCGCCGAAGACUGUCUCUUCCUCGAUGUCUACGUACCGGGAAAGGCUCUUAAGGAACAAAAUAGUUCAACGCCCGUCAUAGUCUGGAUUCAUGGUGGCGGAUAUGUUUCCGGCUCCAAAGACAUUGCUAUCGAUAUGGGAUACUACGACGGCACAAGCCUUGUUUCACGCGCCGAAAACAACCUAAUUGUUGUUUCCAUCAACUACCGUCUCGGAGGGCUUGGCUUCCUCGCCGGAGAGCCUAUAGUUACUCAAGGAGAUUUCAACGUCGGUCUUCACGACCAGCGAGCCGCGCUUGAAUGGGUCCAGUCGUAUAUCCAUUUACUCGGUGGCGACCGCCAUAAUGUCUCCGCCUGGGGCCAGUCCGCCGGCGGGGGCUCCAUUAUGCACCACCUUAUUGCAGAGGGGGGAACGUUGGAUCCUCUCUUCAGAAAGGCACUGCUGCAGAGUCCUGCGUUUCCGGUGAAUGCGGACCCGUCGAUCUAUCAGAAGAGAUUUGAGACUUUUGCUGCGGCUGCGGGAUGUCCGGCGAAGGGGGAGAAUUCGCUCCGCUGCCUUCGCGCGGCUAAUAGUUCUGCUUUGGCGAAGGCGAAUGAGAAGGUAUUCGCGGGAGAAGCUUCUCCUAUUCCUGAUGGGAAGUAUAUCCGGAGUCCUGCUUUGGUGGAGUAUGCGAGAGGCAAUACUUGGAAAGACAUGGACUCUAUAAUCAACAGCCAUACCCUCGACGAAGCGAGUCUAUUCAUCCCUGACCCAAUCCCAGAUGAUUUCAUGCAGUCAUUCAUAUCCGGCAAUCUUCCGCCAAACUCUACCGCUGGAACAAAACGCAUGGUGGAUUACUACGAAGAGCACUACCCAAACUCGAGUAUGAAAGAGAAGGCUACAGUCAUGUUCUUUGAUCUCUUAUUCGGCUGCAACAUGCGCGCCGCUCUCGAGGCAUACCCUACCACCUCCUGGGCCAUGCAAUACAGUCCCAUCUAUGGUGAUGUUAAUGCGACUCAUGGAGCUGAUGCACUUGCUACUUGGUAUAAUCCGGAGUUGCAGGGGUACACAGAACCGCUUUUUGAGAAGUUCCAGAGGUAUAUCACCAACUAUGCUAGGACGGGUGAUCCGGAUGUACCUCGGAGUGGGGAGUAUCACCUUAAACGCUGGCCAAGGGUUAGUGCGCUGGAUGACGAGGUGCCCGGGGACGUGCUUAACGUGACAAAUGGAGGAUUCGACAUUAUUCAGGAUAGACAAAUGUCGAGGGACGUGUGUGAGAUUUGGAAGGAGGUGCUUCUGGAUGCGGUACAGUAGGAUAUUAUGUUUGAUAUAGCGCAAUGGAAAGAGGUUCUUGAGGAAGGAGCGGAUGCCGAGGACGCUUUGUUCUUUGAAACAAUAUUCGCUACAACGAGCUAGCACGUCACUAUUGAGAUAUUCAUCCCAGGAUCAUUCCCUUUCAAUCAUCCAUAAAAAGCUUGAAUCAAAG
This is a messenger RNA of Aspergillus versicolor CBS 583.65, 1807 nucleotides long. RefSeq lists its product as uncharacterized. The transcript is spliced from 4 exons. The record is from RefSeq and is a predicted model, not a curated record. Bases 1 to 1635 code for a protein of 544 amino acids. Lineage: Eukaryota; Fungi; Ascomycota; Eurotiomycetes; Eurotiales; Aspergillaceae.